UACAUUAGAAUGACAGUUGUGUGACAGCUACUCAGCUGCAUUUGUAAACUUUUCUAAACAGAGGAUUGCUUUCCUAUGCGAUGCGACUAAUGCGACUAUUGUGUUUUAUUGUGUACUAGCACGUAGUAGUACUUGAAAAUAAUUAUAAUAAUUUAGAUAUUUCAGCAGUAGACUUGUGUGUGCAAAGUUUCUCUAUAAGUUGUAAGAAAACCUUCAAUAUAUCGCUCCUAAGGGAACUACUCCGCAGACUCAUGGAAGAGAAUGCGGCAGAUAGUGACAGUGACCACCAUGAGCCAGAAUCAGAGGAGAUGGCCCUAGUGGGUGUCGAAGAUGGUGAAGCCGGAAUGGUGGUGAUGGCGGUGGGAGACGGCGGCGACGUAGAAGAUGGUGGUGGUACAGAUCCUGAAGGAGGAGGGGACGAUGAGGAAGUGCAGGAGUUUGACAUCAGCCUGCCAGCAACACACUCGUAUCUGGGUACAGACUUGGAGCAGCUAGGUGGGCGGCGAGUGCUGGAGGCUGGUUGGACAGGCCGUGUGCCCGGCAUGGCACACCAUGGAACUGUGUUCCCUGGAGAGACUGUUCCAAUGCUGCUGACACCUGAGACCCUCCGGGAUGUGAUUCUUCAGGAGCGGAUGUUCUGUCUUCUCUGUCCAGACGAAUCCGGCAUGAACGUGUCAGGCCUAGGCGUGCUAUGUGAAGUACUGGCUGGAGCUGCGGCGGCAGGCGUUGUAGCCCGGGCUUCUCAUCGCGUGCGGCUGAAGCAGCCGCGCACCCGCCUCGGACACGCCUUUAGGAAUAUGCAGAUGUUGGAAGUAGAGGUGCUACCAGAGCUGGCGCCUGGCGACCCGCUGCGGCCCUCCCGGCUCGCCUCGCUCGAUCCUCUCAGACGGCUGCAGGACUCGAGACAAGAGUGCAUUCUGCGGCGCAUGGACGCCGCGACGUCCCCCUGGCCGGCCUUCGUGUGGCACAUAUUCGACUACCGCCGCCUGCGCGCGCGCCUCACGGACCACUUCGCCACGCUCAGCCUCGACGACAAGAUGCCGCUGGACGCCGUGUCGCUGUCGUUCUGGGCGGCGUCGAACCUGACGCUGUCCGCGCGCGACCGGAACGCGUUGUUCGCAGUCGACAACGCGUUACUGCGGCUAAACCUCGCCCUACGCUUCAUAGACAAGUCGACGGCGCUGUGCUGCGGCACGUGCGGCGCCGAGCUGUCGCGGCGCUCGCACAUGUUCGCCAUGUCCAGCGACGGCGUGCACGCCAACUACACUAAUUACGGCGGCUUCAUGCACGACGUGGUGACGGUGCGCACGGCGCAGGGCACGCAGCUGGGCGCGCCCAGCGCCGAGUACUCGUGGUUCCCCGGCUACGCGUGGCGCGUGGCGCAGUGCGGCGGCUGCGGCACGCACGUGGGCUGGAGGUUCGACGCCAUGAGGCGGGCGCUGCGGCCGGCGCAGUUCUUCGCGCUGUGCCGGAACGUGGUGGCGCCGCGCGCCGAGCGGGGCGCCGAGCGGGGCGCCGGGCGGGGCGCCGGGCGGGGCGGCGCCGGGCGGGGCGGCGCCGGGCGGGGCGGCGCCGGGCGGGGCGGCGCCGGGCGGGGCCGCGCCGGCGACGAGGCCGACGCGCUCUAG
Molecule: messenger RNA, 1628 nt
Organism: Cydia pomonella (codling moth)
Lineage: Eukaryota; Metazoa; Arthropoda; Insecta; Lepidoptera; Tortricidae
Product: protein cereblon-like
Exons: 10
Coding region: 252-1628 (458 amino acids)
Source: RefSeq, a predicted model, not a curated record